AUGCUUGUCGCCAUAGCCACGAUGUCAUCACAAUAUGAGGAACGGAUACUUGUGGGUGUGGCCGUCACCUGCUCUCUAUUCGCAAUCAUCGCCUGCUUAAUUACUUUUCCUGAUCUAGUAAACGAAAUGAACGAUGUUCAUGCCAUGGUAAACAGUGCAGUACAAUCAUUUCGUGUCGAUACCGAUGUGGCAUGGAACAGAGUGAUGGAAGUAAAGUUUGCCGUAGCUCCACGAGUGCAAACCGCUUCUGAAGUGCUGAAGUCGAUAUUCCGAGUGAAAAGGCGUAGCGCAAUCUAUGCUGGAUUACCAGACUUUUGCAUAUGUGAACCAAUAGAGCCGAAAUGCCCACCUGGACCUCCUGGGCCACCUGGGCCGCCUGGUGAAAAAGGUGGGGAGCCUGGACCACGAGGGCCACCUGGAAAAGAUUAUGAACCACCACCCGAAUGCCCUACUCCAGAACCUCAAAAGGAAUGCAUCAAGUGCCCGCCAGGGCCUCCAGGGCCGCCUGGACCAGAUGGACCACCUGGAUGCAAAGGUCCGGCUGGAAUGCCCGGAAAAGACGGUGAACAAGGCAAACCAGGACCUGAGGGACCUCCAGGCCCAAGCGGUGACAUAGGCGAGAUUGGUGAGCGUGGACCGGAUGGGCCGCCUGGCCCGCCGGGUAAAUCAGCUCUAAAGGGAACUAAGGGCAAGCCAGGACCUCCUGGACCACCUGGUUGUGCGGGACCAGCUGGAAAGCCAGGCCCAGAUGGAAAAACGGGCCCUCCGGGAAAAACAGGGCCACCAGGUGAAAUGGGUAAACCAGGCCGCCAAGGACCUCCUGGACCUGAUGGCAAGGAUGGCGAACGCGGUGAACAGGGACCUCCAGGACCAGACGGACAUUAUUGUCCCUGCCCGCCACGUACCAUUCCUCUAUUCAGUCUUCCUCCGCAAACUCCUGAAGCUACCACCUCUGCUGCACCUGAGACUACUCCUUCCAUUCCUGAAACUAGUUCUCAUCCUUCCACGUACGAAGUAACCUCGACGGCAUCCGAAGUCUUGUCCUCCACAGCAGCCGCAGAUACUUCCUCCACGACAGCCGAACAUAUAUCCUCCACAGCAUCCGAAGCGGUUUCUACUGCAUCUGGAACUACUUCUUACGGUGCACCAGGAAGCAUUCCCCCCGCUUAUCUUGAAACUACUGCUCCCAGCAAUGCUUCUGAAUCGACAUCACCUGUUAAUCCAUAUGAGUAG
Cylicostephanus goldi is the source of this 1233-nucleotide messenger RNA. Lineage: Eukaryota; Metazoa; Nematoda; Chromadorea; Rhabditida; Strongylidae. The record is from the annotation of a GenBank genome assembly.